AUGGACAAAGGCAGCGUCGACAUGGUUGAGCAAGCCGACAAGCAGCAGCUCGGCUACCUCGCCGAUUCGGAAGACCAGAAGCUGAGCAAAUGGGACAGCCUUAAAAAGUACCCAUGGACCUUCUUCUGGUGUCUCUAUGCCGUCUGGUGUGUUCUCCUGGUCAGCUUCGAGAACCAGGCAGCUGGAGUCGUCAUCUCAAUCCCGCAAUUCCGCCAGGAUUUCGGCAGCUUGUACGAAGAUAGCUAUGUCCUCGAUAGCAAGUGGCAAUCGGCCUUCAGCGGCGGUCCCGUCGCUUCUGCCGUCGUGGGCGCCCUCUCCUCUGGUCAAAUUGCAGAUACCUUCGGUCGUAAAUGGACAAUCCUCGGCGCCCUGUUGAUCUCCGUGGCCGCCGUAGCCCUUGAGUUCGUAUCUACCACGAACGAGAUGUUCUUCGGUGGAAAGUUCCUCAACGGCUUCGCUCUCGGUGCUCUCGCCUCCAUCCCCGUCACCUACGUUGGCGAAAUCUCCCCUCUAGCGCUUCGCGGAACGCUCACUUGUCUAACCGCAUUGGCUUACUGUAUUGGCCCCUUCACCGUCGCCCUCAUUACAAACACCACAGGCACCUACACCACCCGCUGGGCCUAUCGCUCUGUUUUCGCCGCCCAAUGGGGCUUCGCAGCCAUCGCCCUCUCACUUGUCCUUUUCAUGCCCGAGUCCCCUUGGUGGCUCGUCUCCAGGGGCCGGGAGUCAGACGCCCUCUCCAGCCUUUCCCGCCUUGGGUACAACAACGGCGAACAAACCAAGAAACUUUCCGCUAUCAAGACAACACUCGAUCAGAUCCGCCGCGAAACUGAAGGCGUCACCUACGCCGAGUGCUUCCGCACCUCCAACCUCCGCCGCACAAUCAUCUCUAUCGCCCCACUCUCCAUCCAGGCCAUGUCCGGCAUCGUCUUCGCCGCCUCCUACAGCACUUACUACUUCCAGCUAGCAGGGUACACUGACGCCAUGAGCUUUCGUCUUCAAAUUGUACAGCAAGUCAUGUCGAUUGUCGGGAAUCUCAUGUCCUACCUCUUGAUCGACCGCCUCGGCCGCCGCAACCUCAUGCUUUACGGCCUUGGCAUCAUGACCUGCAUCCUCAUGAUUACGGGUGGACUUGGCGUCGUGGCAUCCGACGGAAGUAACCCUAACUCCGGCGGUGCUGUCAAGGGAACCGUCGCGCUGAUUCUCCUCUACUGCUGGUGGUAUAACUGCACCAUCGGGGCAGCGGGAUACACGCUGCUCGCAGAGGUCUCAACCUCUCGUCUCCGGAUUAAGACAAUAGCCAUUGGCCUUGCCUUGCAAAACGCCCUCUACACGAUGUGGUCCUUUGUUCUCCCGUACCUAUUUAACCCAGACAAGGCGGAUCUCGGCGCGAAAGUGACGUUUAUCUUUGGUGGGCUGUCGGUUAUCUCCCUUGUCUAUUUGUGGUUUUAUCAGCCGGAGACGGCGGGAAGGACCUAUGCGGAAUUGGACGAGAUGUUUGCGAAGAGGGUUCCGGCUUGGAAAUUCAAGACGUAUCACACGGAUUCUCAAGCUAUGGGCGAGGCGGCUAGGGAGGGACGUAAUGUGAAGCGGGGUGUUUAG
Aspergillus nidulans FGSC A4 is the source of this 1602-nucleotide messenger RNA. RefSeq lists its product as uncharacterized. Gene Ontology annotation, molecular function: transmembrane transporter activity. Gene Ontology annotation, biological process: proton transmembrane transport; transmembrane transport; carbohydrate transmembrane transport. The transcript has a single exon. Gene Ontology annotation, cellular component: membrane. Lineage: Eukaryota; Fungi; Ascomycota; Eurotiomycetes; Eurotiales; Aspergillaceae. Bases 1 to 1602 code for a protein of 533 amino acids. The record is from RefSeq and is a predicted model, not a curated record.